This is a messenger RNA of Medioppia subpectinata, 576 nucleotides long. The record is from the annotation of a GenBank genome assembly. NCBI's taxonomy places the organism in Eukaryota, Metazoa, Arthropoda, Arachnida, Sarcoptiformes, Oppiidae.
UUCCAGAGGACAGCCUUCGAGAGUGUUGUAGACAUCGAUAUCAAUGACAUAUUUCAAGACCAUUGCCGACAUUUUCGAGAAAUAUAUUGCAGUUUCGGUCAAACGAGCGCCAAAUGGAUGUUUCCGUCGGGACCUCUGACCACACGAAUGGGUGAUCUGUGGAGCGGAAAGAAUAUGAUAUCAAUGAAAACAUUACUCGUCACCAAAGAUAACGGCAAUGAAGGCAACGGACAACAACUAAAACUAUACGCAAAGAACUCAAUGGACAGAUUCGGUGAUGACAUGUGUGGACUCAUAUUAUCGUAUCUCUCACUCGAAGAUAAGUUUCGAUGUGAAUGUGUGUCCAAACAGUUCCAGAGGACAGCCUUCGAGAGUGUUGUAGACAUCGAUAUCAAUGACAUAUUUCUAAAGCGAAUGAGAAUUAAAUACAAUAGCGAAGGGUUGACUAGAAUUGCCAAAAAGUGUCCAAACAUUCAAAGCAUUGAAUUUCGCGAAAUAAAGUCAACAAAAGAAGAACACAUUCUCGAAGUGUUGAACACAUUUCGGGCCAAUUGUCGGCAGUUAAGAGAAAUUAGA